Molecule: messenger RNA, 1730 nt
Organism: Moneuplotes crassus
Lineage: Eukaryota; Ciliophora; Spirotrichea; Euplotida; Euplotidae
Source: the annotation of a GenBank genome assembly
UUUCCAUGGCAGCAUUAUCAAAAUAUAACAAGGAGAACUCUUCAAAAGAGGCUCAGAACAUAUUCCAAUUGUAUGAAGACCCUCUGACUCAGAAGCUCUAUAGAGUUAAGUCAGAGCCCAAGAUGAGUGAAAUGGAUCCUGACACUGGCACAAUUCUGGAGCGUGACAAUCGAAACAAGCAAGGCAUCAAGCCAAAUAAAUCAUAUUUCCCAGAUUUAACAGGCAAAGCUGACUACAAAACCAGGCUUGCCAAGGCAGAUAUUUUUAAAUAAGGUGCUUCCAAAAUACCCUAAAAGUAUCCUUAACCAGGGAAGAAAAUCUAAUAUUUACACACCAAGAACAGACAAGCUUGAUGGGUAUGCCCAGUUUCCAAACCCCAUCGACAACAACGAGCCUCUAGUGAAGCAAAAGGUACUAAAAUCCGCCCAAAAGGUGCUUAAAUAACUCAAAAUCAAAAACUCAAGAACCAGACCCCAAAGCUCUUUCCAAGAAUCCCCAAAAGUUCAUCGAUAGUUAUGAAUUUUACGAGAAAAUUAAAGAAAAUAAGAGGAAAGAUGUCACUCAAAUUCAGAGUAUUACAAUUGAUCGGAAGCCCAAACCAGCGAAGAACUAUACUUCCUAUCUCUCUGGCAAAAGAGUUAGCGACCAACAACGACAAGUUUUGGAAAAGGAGAAAAUUCUUGAACGUCUCAAGAAUGAAAUUAGCUCCUCCAGACCUUUCCAGAACUAUGUCCUUCAGAAACACCAUUCUGGUGAUCUGGAAAGAAGCAGGUCUGGAGAGACCCAAGAUUUUCGGUCCUCGACUAAAAGCUUAGCUACUAGUGGGUUCGAGAGAGGCAAAAAGGACCGAAAGUCAAUGGUAGCAGGUCUCAUCUCAGAACUACCUGCUCUGAACAAAAAGAUUUUCAAAUCUCUCUCUGUCGAAGAGCAGAAAACUUAUCGCUACGCAAAGCAGCUUGAAGAAUAUUCCCCAGGUUGCCUUGUCUCAGGCCAGAUUAUUAAUAGACAGCAGGACAUUGAACUCAUUGGCCAAAAGAGAAAGAAGAAAAUUCAGAUUCAGAAGAGCAACAUUAAAAUCCAGAAAAAUAAGAGAUCUCUUCGAAAGGGUAUCUCGACUGUCCAGAACAGUAACUACCCUGGAAAUUUCCAGAGCAACAAUUUUGAUCUAGAGACUUACAGCCAGAGGAAAUACCAUGAUAAGAAUGUCAUUAAAUCUAGAAAUUACACAACUAAGAACUUCAUCACUACAAGUGUUGACCAACUCACUGGACUUAGUGGCCAGAUAUAUGACAGUGAUUCCUCAGCAGUAGAAUACAAGAAUACUCGUCAGACCAAAACUUUCCAAAACUCCCAGCUAAUGAGCCAUGAAAAUUUGUCAAAAAAGUUAAUUCAGGAAGAAAUUGAUCUAAACCACUCAUUAGAUGCUCAUUCUCCAAAAAUAGAGCCAGCUGAGAGACCCAGAGUCGAAGGAAGAUUUGAAACCUUGCCGAUUCCAAGAGAAAGUGAUUUAAAAAAUCGAGAAAUGAAUCAGCUAAUUAACCUAAAUCCCUCUGCUCUUAAAAGCUAUACUAUAGCAAUGGCCAAGGAUAAGAGACGGCUUGCUUCAAAAAAGAAGCAGGAUAUCCUCAAGAGCAAGCUGAUUCUGCAGAAAUCAGCAGUUGCUGAAAAGAGAUACACAUCUAAAAUUAAAAGACAUUGGCAAUAAUUUACUUCAAUUAGGGUCGUUAGAA